Messenger RNA from Peromyscus maniculatus bairdii (prairie deer mouse), 3967 nucleotides. The record is from RefSeq and is a predicted model, not a curated record. NCBI's taxonomy places the organism in Eukaryota, Metazoa, Chordata, Mammalia, Rodentia, Cricetidae.
CUCUAUCCGAAGCGCCGCUCUCGAUGAGCCGCGCCCUGCGUCCCCACGCCGAGGCGGCGGGGCGAUGCGCUUGCGUACUGAGGGCUCCCACCAUAUGUGCCCUGUCCCAGUGCGCGGGUCUGUGGCGAGCCGGGUGCGAGCGGCGGCGGCGGCGGCGCGGGGCGGACAGAGUCGAGCGGGCAUUGGCGUCAGCCGGGAGGCAGUGGGUGUUUGAGACACCGAACCGAGAGGCCGGGUCCACGAACGCCGCUGACAAGCGAUGGGGAAGAAACAGAAAAACAAGAGCGAAGACAGUACCAAGGAUGAUAUUGAUUUUGGCGCCUUGGCUGCAGAAAUAGAAGGAGCUGGUGCUGCCAAGGAACAGGAGCCUCAGAAAUCAAAGGGGAAGAAGAAAAAGGAGAAAAAGAAGCAAGACUUUGAUGAGAAUGAUAUUCUGAGAGAACUGGAAGAAUUGUCUCUGGAAGCCCAAGGCAUCAGAGCUGACAGAGAAGCUGCUCCAGUCAAGCCUACAGAAAACAAUGAAGAAGAAUCUGCCUCAAAACAAGAUAAAAAGAAGAAAGGACAGAAGGGCAAAAAAACAAGUUUUGAUGAUAAUGAUAGUGAAGAAUUGGAAGAUAAAGACUCAAAAUCAAAAAAGACUGCAAAAUCUAAAGUGGAAAUAUUCUCCGGGAGUGAUGAUGAUGAUGAUUCUAAUAAACUUUCUAAGAAAGCUAAAAAAGCUCAGAAAUCAAAUAAAAAAUGGGAUGAAUCAGAAGAGGAUGAAGAUAAUAGUAAAAGAAGUAAAGAGCGUUCUAGAGUAAACUCUUCGGGUGAAAGUGGUGGUGAAUCAGAUGAAUUUUUGCAUUCCAGAAAAGGACAGAAAAAAAAUCAGAAAAACAAGCCACUUCCUAAUGUUGAGAGUGGGAAUGAAGAUGAUGACUCCUUCAAAAUUAAGACAGUGGCCCAAAAGAAGGCAGAAAAGAAAGAGCGUGAGAAAAAAAAGAGAGAUGAAGAAAAAAUGAAAUUGCGGAAGUUGAAAGAAAAAGAAGAGCUAGAAAAAGGAAAAAAGGACCAGAGUAAACAGAAAGAACCUCAGAAGAAAUCUGAAGAGGAAGGUUUGAAACUCAAAGAGACUCCUGAUACAGGAGCUGCCUCUGAGGAGAAAGGAGACACUACCACUGUAGAAGAUGACAAUGAAGGAGACAAAAAGAAAAAAGAUAAGAAGAAAAAGAAAACAGAGAAAGAUACAAAAGAGAAAGAGAAAGAAAAGAAGAAAGGCCCUAGCAAGUCCACUGUGAAAGCUAUCCAAGAAGCUCUGUCUAGGCUUAAAGAGGAGGAGGAGAGACAGAAGAGAGAAGAGGAAGAGCGGAUUAAGCGGCUUGAAGAGCUAGAAGCCAAACGAAAAGAAGAGGAACGAUUAGAACAAGAAAAAAGAGAAAGGAAAAAGCAAAAGGAAAAAGAAAGAAAAGAACGCUUAAAAAAAGAAGGGAAACUGUUAACUAAGUCGCAGAGAGAAGCCAGAGCCAGAGCUGAAGUGACCCUUAAACACCUCCAGGCUCAGGGUGUUGAAGUGCCAUCGAAAGACUCGUUGCCAAAGAAAAGGCCCAUUUACGAAGAUAAAAAGAAGAAGAAAAUACCACAACAGCCAGAAAAUAAAGAAGUAUCUGAAACCUUGGAAGUAAGUGCUGCUGUGGAAGUUGUGGAGCAAGGAAUACCAGAAAAAGAAGAGACACCCCCUUCUGUUGAACCAGAGGAAGAAGAAGAAACUGAGGAUGCUGGGUUAGAUGACUGGGAAGCUAUGGCCAGUGAUGAAGAGAGAGAGCAAGAAGGAAAUACGAUUCACAUAGAAGUACAAGAAAAACCUGAAGAGGAGGAGGAGGAAGACGAAGAGGAAGAGGAAGAGGAAGAAGAGAGUGAAGAUGAGGAAGAGGAAGGAGAAAGUGAAGGCAGUGAAGGUGAUGAGGAAGAUGAGAAGAUGUCAGAUGAGAAAGACUCAGGGAAGACAUUAGAUAAAAAGCCAAGCAAAGACGUUAGCUCAGAUUCUGAGUAUGACUCUGACGAUGACGACCGAACUAAAGAAGAGCGGGCUUAUGACAAAGCAAAGCGGAGAAUUGAGAAACGACGACUUGAACAUAGUAAAAAUGUAAAUACAGAAAAGUUAAGAGCCCCUAUCAUCUGUGUGCUUGGACAUGUAGACACAGGGAAAACAAAAAUUCUAGACAAGCUCCGUCACACGCAUGUCCAAGAUGGUGAAGCAGGUGGUAUUACACAGCAGAUUGGUGCCACAAAUGUUCCUCUUGAAGCUAUUAAUGAACAAACUAAGAUGAUUAAAAAUUUUGACAGAGAGAGUGUCCGCAUCCCAGGAAUGCUGAUUAUUGAUACUCCUGGACAUGAGUCCUUCAGUAACCUGAGAAACAGAGGAAGCUCUCUUUGUGACAUUGCCGUUUUAGUUGUUGACAUUAUGCAUGGUUUAGAGCCGCAGACAAUUGAAUCUAUCAACCUUCUCAAAUCUAAAAAAUGUCCCUUCAUUGUUGCACUUAAUAAGGUAAGUCCUCAUUUGAAAAUAAUGUUUUCUAAGACUGAUGUGGCUGUUACUUUAAAAAAGCAGAAGAAGAAUACGAAGGAUGAAUUUGAGGAGCGUGCAAAGGCCAUUAUUGUAGAGUUUGCACAGCAGGGUUUGAAUGCUGCUUUGUUUUAUGAGAAUAAAGAUCCCCGUACUUUUGUGUCCUUGGUACCUACCUCUGCACAUACUGGUGAUGGCAUGGGAACAAUCAUUGUCCCUGGAGUAGAAGGGCCCAUUGUCACUCAGAUUCGAGGCCUCCUUUUACCUCCUCCUAUGAAGGAAUUACGUGUGAAGAACCAGUAUGAAAAGCAUAAAGAAGUGGAAGCAGCUCAAGGAGUGAAGAUUCUUGGGAAAGACCUUGAGAAAACACUUGCUGGUCUACCUCUCCUAGUGGCUUACAAGGAUGAUGAAGUCCCAGUUCUCAAAGAUGAAUUGAUCCAUGAGUUAAAGCAGACACUAAAUGCUAUCAAAUUAGAAGAAAAAGGAGUUUAUGUCCAGGCGUCUACACUAGGCUCUUUAGAAGCUCUUCUUGAAUUUCUGAAAACAUCAGAGGUGCCAUAUGCGGGAAUUAACAUUGGCCCAGUCCAUAAGAAAGACGUUAUGAAGGCUUCAGUGAUGUUGGAACAUGAUCCGCAGUAUGCAGUGAUUCUGGCCUUUGAUGUAAGAAUCGAACGGGAUGCGCAAGAGAUGGCUGAUAGUUUGGGAGUUAGAAUCUUUAGUGCAGAAAUUAUUUAUCAUUUAUUUGAUGCCUUUACAAAAUACAGACAAGACUACAAGAAACAGAAACAGGAAGAAUUUAAGCACAUAGCAGUAUUUCCCUGCAAGAUGAAAAUCCUCCCUCAGUACAUUUUCAAUUCUCGAGAUCCAAUAGUAAUAGGGGUCACUGUGGAGGCUGGUCAAGUCAAACAAGGAACACCUAUGUGCGUUCCAAGCAAAAAUUUUGUUGACAUUGGGAUAGUAACAAGUAUUGAAAUAAACCACAGGCAGGUGGAUGUUGCAAAAAAAGGACAAGAAGUCUGUGUCAAAAUAGAACUCAAAGACUGGUUCAGAGACGAAAUGCAGAAGAGUGAUUGGCAGCUUAUUGUGGAGCUGAAGAAAGUAUUUGAAAUCAUCUAAUUUUCCCACAUGGGACAGAAUUUGGAGUAAAGUAAUAUUAUGCUGUGAUGUUACCAAUGGAACAGACGUACUUGGAUGCUGAUGGACUUAGGUGUAUAAAAUGUUUUCCAUGAGAAACCAAGCAACUUACACUGGUUUGACAGUGGUCAGUUCCCCGCCUCACAGUCCAGUGUGCCUGCACUCACCCCCCUCAAGACUUGGCUGCUGUUUUAAAGUUUGCCCUUCCUCAAAUUUGGAUUUUUAUUACAAAUCUAAAUCUCUUUCAAUUUUAUACUGAUUAAAUCAGUCCUGCAGUAUUUGAUUAACCAA